UACCAUUGAAGAGUACCUUCUCAAAUACUCUCUCUCUCAAAUUCUUGACCUACUUCAAAGGAUAAAGGAAAAAUAAUGGCAACACUAAACCGUUUAUUUGAUGCUCAAGAACAAAUAUGCUACGUCCAAUGCAAUUUUUGCACUACUAUCUUAUUGGUGAGUGUGCCUUAUAAUAGCAUGUCAAUGGUGGUGACAGUGAGGUGUGGUCAUUGCACUGGUCUUCUCUCUGUCAACAUGUUGAAAGCCUCCUUUGUCCCGUUGCAUCUUUUUUCUGCCCUUAAUCAAGAUCAGCUAAAUAAGCACCAAGAAGAAGUAGAUACAUCAAAGGUAAUAAUGGAUAGGCAUAGCACUACAUUAUCUAUGCUACCCUCUUCUGAAGAAGAUAACGACGACGAAGAUGAUGAAGAAGAAGAGGUCGAUGAGGAUAUAAUCGCACUUGAACAUACCGUGAAUAAACCCCCAGAGAAGAAAAGAAGGGCACCAUCAGCUUAUAACCGAUUUAUCAAAGAAGAAAUUAGGAGGCUGAAGGCUAGGUAUCCCAACAUGAGUCACAAGGAAGCCUUUAGCACUGCUGCAAAAAAUUGGGCUCAUUUCCCGUCAGUCCAACAUGGGGUAGACGAAGAAAAUGGUAGCCAUGGGAACAGGCACAUGACUCAUAACUUUGAAGAAGAAGCUGGUUGAGGUUUUGCAGGUCCAUUUAGAAGGCAAAGGAUUCAGUGAAAGAAAGCCCUCAAAGCUAAGCAUUGAAUGAUAUAAUGCAGAGACAACUUCAAAAGUGAUCGAGACAUCUAGUUUAAUUUACAAGAACUAUAUACUACUUAAAUACCUAGCUAGCUAUCUAAGAUUAUUGUGGAAAAGAGGAAAAAAUAUUUUCAUCUCAAAAUGUUUAGGAAUUAAGAGUCUCAAUCAUUUUGACUUUUCUGCUAGUUAGAUGCUCUUGGGAAUGGUUCUU
Messenger RNA from Beta vulgaris subsp. vulgaris (sugar beet), 952 nucleotides. Its product is annotated as axial regulator YABBY 4. The transcript is spliced from 7 exons. Bases 76 to 681 code for a protein of 201 amino acids. The record is from RefSeq and is a predicted model, not a curated record. Lineage: Eukaryota; Viridiplantae; Streptophyta; Magnoliopsida; Caryophyllales; Amaranthaceae. Gene Ontology annotation, biological process: cell fate commitment; plant ovule development; multicellular organism development. Gene Ontology annotation, cellular component: nucleus.